AUGCGGAUGCCCGCUGCUCCCGUCAUCGUCGCCGCUGCAUCGCCCGACGCCGCCGUUGCAACAUCCGUCGCUGCGGAUUCCCGACCGACUGCUGCUUCUUCUGCCACGGCGUCGCCUGUCAAUGUGCUUCACGACGCCGCGUCCGACGGAUCCGAACCUUAUUCGUCUUACUCAUCAUCACCCUUCAUGUCUGUGAGGAGAGCAACCAACAACACGGGAACCAACAACGCUGCCGCUGCAACCAACACCAACAGCACCAACAGCAGCACCAGCAUCGGCACCAACAGCGCCAACGCCAACACCAGCACCAGCACCAGCACCAGCACCAGCGUCGAGCCGCGCCAUCCUACUCACCGCCGUCUGGCCCCGGCUCCACCGCCACCUCCACCGCCAACUGCCGCCAACAGCCGCCAUCCCGACGCCCUCAGAUUCCCGCCGUCGCCAUCGCCAACACCAUCGCAUCCAACCCUCACCAGCAGCAGCAGCAACUACAGCAACGCAAGUCACACUGCGUCCGAGAGGCCGGCAUGUCGUCCCGCCGCCCCCAAGCCCGGCCAGUGUCCCGUCAUGGCAUUACAGAACGUCCUGUGCGAUGACGACGUCGAUGCAGAUGCAGAUGCAGAUGCCGCACGCCGAACCGCAUCACGCCCGAGUCAGCCCCCGACGCCGCCCAUGAUGCACGAUGUUUCCGUCUCCAUCUUGCCCGUCCCCGUCCCGCAUCCCGCUGCGAGUCAUGUUCUGCCUCCGGGCCCGAUGCCCUCGUCAUUAACUCUCAAUCCCAUCCUGUCCGGACAUGAUGGCCCCGACCCCAUGAUUGUCGCCCGGCCAAACCCUUCUCAUGUUGUCAUGACUGCCCGUCCCCAACUACAGCCCCGUGUUCAGCCGACCGAUCCCGGCUGCAAGACGUGCCAAGUCCGCAAGAUGCCGUGCGACGAGAGCCGGCCAACGUGUCUAAAUUGCUCGCGCAUGGGCAUCAACUGUUUGGGCUACCACGACUCGCCGCCGAGUCAUGUCCAAAUGACACAGCCGUCGGACCGUCCCGUGCCGGGGCCGUCCGUGGUCUCCAAUACAAGUACCUCUAAUGGCAACGCCAGUGCCAGCCGCCAGGAACAAGAGGAGUAUCUUUACUACCUUCUGGACCACUACCGCCACACUAAGCGUCACUGCAUGUGGGAUCUAAUCACUCUCGACUUCAACGAGCACUUCCAGGCCAAGAUGCGCAAGGAGGCCUUGCAGAUGAUCAAGCGGAGGCGUUUCAAGGACAGGGAGUGA
Molecule: messenger RNA, 1272 nt
Organism: Colletotrichum aenigma
Lineage: Eukaryota; Fungi; Ascomycota; Sordariomycetes; Glomerellales; Glomerellaceae
Gene: WOR2-0
Product: White-opaque regulator 2
Exons: 2
Coding region: 1-1272 (423 amino acids)
Biological process (GO): regulation of DNA-templated transcription
Molecular function (GO): DNA-binding transcription factor activity, RNA polymerase II-specific; zinc ion binding
Source: RefSeq, a predicted model, not a curated record